Fomitiporia mediterranea MF3/22 is the source of this 459-nucleotide messenger RNA. RefSeq lists its product as uncharacterized. The record is from RefSeq and is a predicted model, not a curated record. The transcript is spliced from 3 exons. Lineage: Eukaryota; Fungi; Basidiomycota; Agaricomycetes; Hymenochaetales; Hymenochaetaceae. Bases 1 to 459 code for a protein of 152 amino acids.
AUGGCCGGGGUGGCAUGGAUAGUGGCUUCUUCUGUCGAGCUGCUUCUAUUUCUUCUCAUCCUCUGGAAGACUAUACAGCUGAAGAAGUUCAGAAUCCCAACAUGCAACCCACAGUCAAAGGGCCACCUUGCAAAUACGCAGGACAUCACAACGUUAAUGGCGAGAGACUCCAUUAUGUACUUUGCCAUAAUAUUCUCUGUUUGUCUUCUCGGUGCCAUUAUAAGUUUUAUUCGUGAACGUGGUUUGACAGAUAGCAAAAUUUCGAUAUUCCUAUUCUAUAAUCAAAACGCGUACUUUACUAUUGCAGUAACAGUCAUGACGAUUCUCGCUCCAAAAAUGCUCAUCAAUAUUCGUGCGGAAUAUUAUGGCUCAGCCGGGAUAACCGCAACAGAGCUUUCUUGGGACGUCCAGAAUGCGGAACGUUCUGGUCUGCGGAUCUCCGCCGAUGUUGUGGAAUGA